Molecule: messenger RNA, 1942 nt
Organism: Paramacrobiotus metropolitanus
Lineage: Eukaryota; Metazoa; Tardigrada; Eutardigrada; Parachela; Macrobiotidae
Product: adenosine 3'-phospho 5'-phosphosulfate transporter 1-like
Exons: 3
Coding region: 527-1930 (467 amino acids)
Biological process (GO): transmembrane transport
Cellular component (GO): endoplasmic reticulum membrane; Golgi membrane
Molecular function (GO): 3'-phosphoadenosine 5'-phosphosulfate transmembrane transporter activity
Source: RefSeq, a predicted model, not a curated record
CAAUACAAGUAGCUAUAGCAAAAGUCCUAAUACUGUAAAAAGUUUCUGCUGCAGAGUAUCUCCAAGAGAGUUACUGUAUUUAACUGUUUAUUAAACUGUGUAUUUUUAUUAUUCUGAAGAAUCCCUCCUCUUUUGAUAUACUAAUCUUGAUAGUUGCGGUUCGUUUCUUCCACGAUGAAAGUGUAUCGAAACUUUAUAUACUAGUGCCUGGACCCGUAGUAAGGCUAACCAUUUGUUGAAAGUGGUCGAAAAUUGAAAGUGUCAGUUCCUGCCGCCCUACGGUAUACAGAAGGCUUUUGUCAUAUUGUCCUUGGGUCUGAAUUCGAGUUUAUAUUCCUUGAAUCCUGGGCACCUCUUUAGCGAAAGCGGAUGUGAGCAGUGAGCGCAUGUAGAGUGUUAUUUAGAAUGGAUGCUAUUCAUUCCUGUAAUUCCAGAAAGAAGUCAACUAGAUACUUGGUUUCAUCAGAACUCAAUUUGCUCCGUUCAUAAACAAAACUUUUGACAACAGCACUCUGGAUAGCGAAAGAUGAAGUUGGAAAACUCCUCCGUGCACAGCACGGCACGGCGGUCCUUUUAUGUUUUUAUACUUUUAUCAGUUUUAUGUAUUAAUUUGGCAUCUGCGUCCCUGCAUGCAGCAACAUAUGCGGAGGAAGCUGAACUGACUAUUACUAAAGAACCAAGGAGUCACGAUGUGAGAAAGAAGCCAUUACCGAAGACAGAACUUCCAACUUCGUGGAUGUACGAGCUAUUGCUCAACCUUGCUUGUUAUGCUACGAUAUUUAUUCCCGGGUAUUAUUUGAGACAGCGCUAUCUAGCUCGUGGUGGACCUGGACAAGAGGAUCGCAGUCAAUGGAGUGCCCUGCAGCGGUUGUGUUUUAUUGGCCAACCGGAUAUCAGUGAAGUACUGCAGGACCCGGAGCGUCAAGUGUCUGCUCGCAAAAUGCAAGAUCCUUUGGCCAAACUGCCGCGCUGGAUGAUUUUGUUGUUAUGCUUUGUGGGAUUGCAGUUAACAUUUCUAACAUGGGGCGUUCUCCAGGAGAAAAUCCUUACCCGCUCGUACAAUGGCGAGCACUUUACGGACGCGCAGUUUUUAGUGUUCACAAAUCGGAUAAUUGCGUUUCUGUUGAGUGGAACCUACUUGUUGAUCAUGCACCACCGUCAGCCGCCACAUCGAGCACCGUUUUAUAAGUACUCGUUUGCGUCCUUUUCUAACACCAUGAGCUCGUGGUUUCAGUACGAGGCGCUCAAGUAUGUCAGUUUCCCCACUCAGAUCUUGGCAAAAGCUUCAAAAAUUAUACCAGUUAUGCUCAUGGGAAAACUCGUGAAUAACAAGACAUAUCCGAUGUACGAAUACAUCACCGCCGGUAUGAUCUCCUUUGGAAUGUCCAUCUUUUUAUAUUCGCGCUGGAAAGCUCCGGAAAAUUCAGUGACUCUGAUUUCGAGUGCGGCUGGUGCAUCAGUUCUCCUAGGUUAUAUGAUUCUGGACAGUUUCACAUCCAACUGGCAGGACAAACUCUUCCAGGAAUAUCGCAUGACCAAAAUGCAAAUGAUGUUUGGAAUCUCAACCUGCUCGAUGAUCUUGACCAUCGUCAGCCUCAUUGAACAGGGCGGUUUUGUCACCGGGUUUGGCUUUGCUGUUCGCCAUCCGGAUUUUUUUGUAGACAUUUUAAUGCUCUCCUUCUCGGCAGCUUUGGGAAAUAUAUUUAUUUAUAUGACUAUACAACAGUUUGGUGCUGUGAUAUUUGCUGUUAUUAUGACGGUGCGACAGGCUAUCGCUGUCCUGUUGUCCUGUCUAAUUUACGGCCAUUCCUUGUCGGCAUUAGGAAUUUUUGGAGUCUCUUUAGUUUUUAUCGCGCUGGGCUGUCAAGCCUAUGCCAAACAACGUCGAAAUCAACUUUCAAAACCCAGUGGCAUACAACCAAGUAAAUGAAAGUGUUACUGA